GGCCUCGCGCCGACUCCUCUGCCCUUCCCGGCAAUCCUGCAGCUGGGACCUUUGCUCCCGCUAUUGUACCCAGGCUUGGAUGGCAGGAGCAAUGGGCAGGGUUUCAUCCUAGUGCUUUUCGGUUGCAACAUAAUCAGGCCUGUGUUUCAAAGUGUUUUUUCCUCAUUUUCACAGCACUGAGCACCCUCUGUUUCCUCCGUCUUUCCCUUAAGGAGCUGCAGCACAAACUAUAUCCUUCCUGGAAGGUCUGUGUUUCUCACCGGAGCUUGCCUCUGGUUCCUCAGCUGCCUCUGUCCUGGCACAUAGAUCACACCAUGCUAUCUGUUACCUGCUAGCAAAGAAACAUCUUUGAAACUUUGAUUGGUGUUAAUAAACAAAUUGAAGAAAAGUUUCCAAAUUCAUUUCUCAUCGCAGGGGUAAAUAAAUACCGUAAAUGAAUACCGAUCUAUCAGUAAGAGACAGUUGCUCCGUGGAAGAAUUACAAGUUACAAAAUGUAAUAUUUCUAGGACUGAGAUUGGAAUAAACUAUUAUGAAUUAUAAAAAUGUUAAAGGAAUUUAACUGCAGGGUAUAUCGGGGUAGAAAUCCGGUUCUGAAUUCUUAUUUUUAAAUGAAAGUCCGAUUUUUCCAUGCCUGGAAUCAAAAAUUCUGGAUCUGGAAACUCAUGUCAUAUUAGAAGGCGUUUAGUAAUUGUGAAAGAGAUGCAAGAAUAGUUUGAGGAUGCCUUACUCGUCCUUACAGUAUGCAGACUUCUCCUGCGAACCAUCUGUAUUUGUAAAAAAGUCAGCUGUGCACAGCUAUUAGCAUUUUUGCUGUGGAAGGCCCUAGGCAUGAUUCCUCAUGCAGUCUCCUAAUGCAAUAUGCAGCAAUUAGUGCCCUUAAAGCGUACGUCGCUAAUGGUAUUUCCUGCUGGGGAUGGUUGCUGAGUGUUUGGAGCGACUCUCCUGCGUGACGGGAAGCCUUGGCUCUUUCGUCUGGUGAUAAACGACAAGUUCUUUCCACCAAAGCUGGUCGGCAGUCAGCCAACAAAUGCAAAGCGCAGCCAAAUCACGCUUACCUUUUAUCCUUCUAGGUUCUUCAGCAGCAUAAAAGUGCUGACACAAUGGUGGCUUUGAUGAAGGUUUAUGAAGAAGAAGACAAAACUUAUCAGGACUUGGUUACCAUGGCAACGCAAUUCUACCAGUUUUUACUGCAGCCUUUCAGAGAUAUGCGUGAACUGGCAACCCUGUACAAACUGGAAAUCCUGAAAUCUUUACAGUAUGAUAAGCUGGGGCCUAAAAGAAUAGCAGCUUUGCAGAAAGAUGCUGAGGAAUGGACUAAGCGGGCGGAGGAUGCUGUGUGCUCCAUUCAGGAUAUCACUGUGAACUACUUCAAGGAAACUGUAAAGGCCCUGGCAGCAAUGCUCAAACAGAUGGAACAAGAUCAGAAAAGAUUUGGUCAAGCUACCUGGUCGUCAGCUUUGUCAAGACUGGAAAACCUGAAGUAUAUGUUAGCUAAAGAAACCCUUCAGCAUCUGCGGGCAAGGGAACUGUGUCUGAAACAGAAGAAAAUUGGCAUUUGGAAAAAUAUGGAGAACCUUGAUGAACAAGAAGAGAACCUAACAGUAGCAGAGGAGCUGGAAAUGGAUUAUUAUGAAACCCAACUGGAAUUAUAUAAUGUACAGCUUGAAGUAUUGAAACAUGAAGAGAUGCUUCUUAUUGUACAAUUGGAAACUUUAAGGAGACAGAUUAAAGAGAAACAGGAUGAAGUUGUUUACUAUGAUACAUGUGAAAAUCCAGAGGAGCUCAAGGUCAUUGAACAGACAAUGGGACAACAUUACGCUAACUCGUCAGAAAUGACGAAGCUGAGGCGGAAGACUAAGCAGUUGGAGACAAAGCGUGGAACUGUCUGUGCGAGGAGAGCCUACCUCAGGAACAAAAAAGAUCAAUGUGAAGCGAGCCAUCGACAGAGACUGCAACAGGCAGAAGAGAGCAAAAAACGCUUCCAGCAGCAUCACAGCAUACAGAUAAAAAGAGACAAGCAAAAAGAGGAAGAGAAAAAGAAAAAAGCUUGGAUAAGCCAAGAACGUCAGAAAACACUGGAGAGACUGAAAACAUUCAGGGAGAAAUGCCCAGCUCAAAUUGUGCUGAAAACAUCUCGUCCCCAGCCUCUUAGUCCCAAGCUGCCACAAAGCAUCACCCAGCAGGCUUCAAUACUGUCCCCUCCACCUUCAUCAAGAGUGAGGCCAGAACUGGAGCAGCCAAGGAGCAUGCAGCUAGCAGAAGCAGAAGGCAAAGUUCUUAAAGCUUCGCAUCAGAAUACCCCAGCAGAUAUCCCUGUCCGGAUUUUUGUGGCUGCUGGUGACUCAAAGCAACAAAAGCACAGCGAGGGGCUGAUGGACUCUCCAUCCUUAGCAUCACCACCCUCUCCUCCACCCCCGCCUCCUCCUCCUCCUCCUCCUCCCCCUUUACCUCUCCGCUUCAAGGCACCAUCAGCAAUAGAGGAUAAACCACUUCCCCUUAGCUCUGAGGUCCCUGCAGUGCACAGACAGGAUGACUCAUUGAGGAUGCCUGUAAAUAAUUACAUAGGAACCAUGGAUGAGGUUUUGGCUUCUCUAAAACAUGGUGAAGGUGUUCUUCGCAAAGUGGAACAGCCAAAUCCCUAUGCCUCUGUGAAAGACGACAUCCUCUCUGCCAUAAGGCAAGGAGUUAAACUAAGAAAAGUGAAUCGAGAUACUGAGAAAGAUAUCAGUAAAGGAUCCAGUAAUGAGCUGGAGAGAAGCAUUAAGGCAGUCAUCCAGAGAAUUAAGAAAGUGUCUGCUGAUUCUGAAGAAGAGGAAAACAAUGAUCAGAACAAUGGGGAAUGGGACAGCUAACCAAUUGAGAGUAACAGACGUACUGAUUGGAACACAGUACGUGUCUCAUUUUGCACAUUGUAGGAGACUGUUCCUUUCAGAAUGAAAGAACGGUGUGAUUUUGUGUGUGUAUGUCUUUUUAUGUUCUUGUCACAGUCCAAAAUCUCUUAUAUGGUAAGUAAGUGUCCUGCUGAUUUCUGCAGGAGCUGCAGAUUCUUAUUUUUGCAUGGGAAAUCAUACUCCAAAAACGCUCACGUUAAUAGGCAAUACAGACUCUAGAGUCUUCACUGUGUCUGAGGACAGCUAAAAUACUAUAUUGAAACAUACAUUCUUUUGGUUGUUACUACACAGCAGGUGAUACUAUCCCAACAAAUUUAAAGAGUGGAAAACUAACUGAAGAUAGGCUUUGUGCAUUAAAAGUUCAACCAAACCCAUGGUGAUAAAAGCAGCCCAGAAAACUUAGCUUAAUUUAAAAGCUCUCUCAUUACUACCUCCGUUGUCCAGAAAUUCCUUUAACACGCUGCUUGUCUCAUACAGCUCACUCUCAAAUAACUGCUUGGAUACUCCAUUUAUCAUUACGUUGUAAAGUGUGCACUUUGGAAGGGCUUGGCAAUGCUGGAUGGGAAAGCCGAUAACAAGUUUGAAAUAAACACUACUGUACUAA
This is a messenger RNA of Struthio camelus australis, 3496 nucleotides long. Lineage: Eukaryota; Metazoa; Chordata; Aves; Struthioniformes; Struthionidae. The record is from RefSeq and is a predicted model, not a curated record.